This is a messenger RNA of Erigeron canadensis, 1779 nucleotides long. Its product is annotated as cold-responsive protein kinase 1-like. NCBI's taxonomy places the organism in Eukaryota, Viridiplantae, Streptophyta, Magnoliopsida, Asterales, Asteraceae. The record is from RefSeq and is a predicted model, not a curated record. The transcript is spliced from 7 exons. Gene Ontology annotation, molecular function: ATP binding; protein kinase activity. Gene Ontology annotation, biological process: protein phosphorylation. Bases 291 to 1382 code for a protein of 363 amino acids.
GGGGAGUGAGAGAGAGAGAUUGAGGGCUACCUGGCUGGAACUACUUACUACCACCAACGAACAAAACAAUAUAUGUAUGUAUAUAUAUAUAUAUGGUAUGGUAUGACCGUUUCUCACACGCGCAUUUUCUCAACUUCUUCUUCAAGAUAUAAAAUCCAACACGAAACAAACUCAAUUUACAACAAAACUUAUUAUAAUAUACUUCAACUCCCCCAGUAUAUAUAUGUUCCGGUCACUUCCUUCUUAAUCGGUUGAGCUUCAGAUAGUAAGUGCUUGUGAAUCAAACAGACAUGAGUUGUAGCUGCUUUGGUUCAUCGCGUGUACAAAAGAAACCGACAAGCCCUCACAGGGAGCUCGAAGGCUAUUCUCUUGAUAAUAUAAGGAAAUUUUCAUAUAAGGAUUUGAGAAUAGCAACAUAUAACUUUGAUCGAAGUACCAAGAUAGGACGGGGAGGUUUUGGAGUGGUUUACAAGGGAAUCCUCAAGGAUGGAUCACAAGUAGCUGUAAAGGCUCUUUGUGCUGAAUCAAAGCAAGGGGAUCGUGAAUUUCUAACUGAGAUCAAUACGAUAUCAAAUGUCAGGCACCAAAACCUUGUUGAGUUGAUUGGAUGUUGCAUAGAAGGAACUCAUCGUAUUUUAGUAUACGAGUUCCUGGAGAAUAACAGCCUUGACCAUGCACUAUUAGGUAAAAAAAGCCAUACCAUAGAGCUUGAUUGGAAACGGAGAUCUAAGAUUUGCAUUGGUACAGCACGUGGUCUUGCUUAUCUUCACGAAGAACUUGAGCCACAUAUUGUGCAUAGAGACAUAAAAGCUAGUAAUAUACUUCUAGGCGAGGGCUUCAUACCAAAAAUUGGAGAUUUUGGAUUGGCUAAACUUUUCCCAGAUAGCAUCACUCACAUAAGCACAAAACUAGCAGGAACAACCGGUUAUUUGGCCCCUGAAUAUGUAUUGGGCGGACAGUUGACACUAAAGGCUGACGUUUAUAGCUUUGGGGUUCUCAUUCUUGAGAUAGUAAGUGGCAGGAGCAGUUCAAUAUCAAGCUGGGGUACAACACAGAAAGUUCUGCUAGAACGGGCAUGGGAGCUUUACGAGGAGGGGAAACUCCUAGAACUCGUGGAUCCUGACCUUAAAACAUACCCUGAGGAGGAAGUCUUAAAGUAUAUAAAAGUAGCCUUUUUCUGCACGCAAGCAACCGCGAAUCGUAGGCCUAUGAUGAGCCAAGUUGUCGACAUGCUCUCAAGAAAUAUUCGGCUCAAUGAAAAAGAACUUACACCUCCGGGAUUUUUCCAAGAGUCUAACGAUAACAAAAAGGUAUCUGAAGCUUCCACGAGUCGCCAAAUUAGUUCUUAUCCUACCACCAUUACACAAGUAACCCCUCGAUGAAGUCAACAUUAUGGUUGAUGGAAAUUCUGUUAGGGAUACUAGAAUUGCAUGGAGAACUAAAGAUGAUCCUUGCAUUGGUUCUGCAUUCAUCUAAGGGCGAUGCUAGCUUUUUAUGAUAUUUUGUGUAUUCCUUAUAGUAACAAGGUAGUAGUUGGCACCAUUUAUCAGCCAAAAUUUAUAUAGAAGGUAGAUAAGGUGGGUUAACUGUCUUACCCGUCAUUUGUUCGGCUUAUUUUGUGGUGUUAUGGCUUUCUUCUCGCAACUAAGGCUCUCUUCCUGCCAUCAAAGAAAGAGGAUUGUUGUCGAUGGUAGGUUUUGGCGGUUGGCAUAGAGGAUAAACCAUUAAAAGCUAUUUAAUUAUGGGAAGUGAUAUUCGUACCACUUCUUUUGAUGGAUA